Messenger RNA from Aspergillus affinis, 1305 nucleotides. It is a transcript of the gene dph1, whose product is annotated as 2-(3-amino-3-carboxypropyl)histidine synthase. The transcript is spliced from 2 exons. Bases 1 to 1305 code for a protein of 434 amino acids. Gene Ontology annotation, biological process: protein histidyl modification to diphthamide. The record is from RefSeq and is a predicted model, not a curated record. Gene Ontology annotation, molecular function: 2-(3-amino-3-carboxypropyl)histidine synthase activity. Lineage: Eukaryota; Fungi; Ascomycota; Eurotiomycetes; Eurotiales; Aspergillaceae.
AUGGAGGACCAGACUGCAAACACAACGCCAAAUGGCCAGCUGCGCCAACCCAAGAAGAGAUUCGUCGGGCGACGAACGGCAGACGCUCAGGCACAGAAAGACACUUCGUCGAGUCAAAAAGAUGUCGAAUCCACUAGCGUGCAAAAAGCCGCUCCCCGAAGGACACCUCGAACCCUAAACCAAGUCCCUCCCGAGAUCCUCGAAGAUCCCGAAAUCCAAGCCGCCAUCGAACUCCUCCCCAAGAACUACUCCUUCGAAAUCCCCAAGACCAUCCACCGCAUACGGUCCUCCGGUGCCAAACGAGUCGCCCUCCAGUUCCCCGAAGGCCUGCUCAUCUUCGCGACCACCAUCUCCGACAUCCUCACCCAAUUCUGCCCCGGCAUUGAGACCCUCAUCAUGGGCGACGUCACAUACGGCGCCUGCUGCAUCGACGACUACACCGCGCGAGCCCUGGGCUGCGACCUCCUCGUCCACUACGCCCACAGUUGCCUGAUCCCGGUCGACGUGACAAAGAUCAAGACGCUAUACAUCUUCGUGGACAUCAGCAUCGACACAACGCACCUCCUCGCGACGCUGGAACGCAACUUCCAACCGGGCAAAACAAUCGCCACGGUCGGCACGAUCCAAUUCAACGCCACGCUGCACGGCCUGAAACCGGUCCUCGAACGCGCCGGCUUCAAAGUCAUCAUCCCUCAAAUCACGCCGCUCUCCAAGGGUGAAAUUCUCGGCUGCACCUCCCCCCAGCUGGACUCCCAAAUCGACAUCCUCCUCUACCUCGGCGACGGUCGCUUCCAUCUCGAAUCCGCCAUGAUCCAUAACCCCACCAUCCCGGCGUACCGAUACGAUCCGUACUCGCGCACUCUGUCCCGAGAAACAUACUACCACGACGAAAUGCACACGCUGCGCCGCGACGCCAUCAGCACUGCCAAAUCGGCCAAGAAAUGGGGUCUCAUUCUCGGCUCGCUCGGCCGCCAGGGUAACCCGAACACAAUGGCCAUGAUCGAGAACCACCUCAACGCGCAAGGCAUCCCGUUCGUCAACCUACUGCUGUCUGAGAUCUUCCCCGGAAAAUUGGCCUCCAUGGCGGACGUGGAAUGUUGGGUACAGAUCGCCUGCCCAAGAUUGAGUAUCGAUUGGGGGUAUGCGUUCCCGCGCCCGCUGCUGACGCCGUACGAGGCGUUGAUCGCGUUGGGGGUGAAGGAGGGCUGGGAGACGUCAAAUCAGGGUAUCUAUCCGAUGGACUUCUAUGCGAAGGAGGGGCUGGGGAGGACGAAGCCGAGUCAGGCGAUUCCUGGGAGUGCGUAG